Messenger RNA from Saxophila tyrrhenica, 1992 nucleotides. RefSeq lists its product as uncharacterized. Gene Ontology annotation, biological process: DNA replication initiation. Lineage: Eukaryota; Fungi; Ascomycota; Dothideomycetes; Mycosphaerellales; Extremaceae. Bases 1 to 1992 code for a protein of 663 amino acids. Gene Ontology annotation, molecular function: chromatin binding. The transcript has a single exon. The record is from RefSeq and is a predicted model, not a curated record. Gene Ontology annotation, cellular component: nucleolus.
AUGGCAGUGGAACGAGCGACGAAGAGACGCCGUUUGAGCCCGCCGGUAGAGGAAGUGCCCGGCUUUGCCAAGGUCGAUUUGGAGCAGGACUACCAGCAACGCCUCCGGAAGAAGCAGCAGAAGUCCAAGGACAAGGACCGACUGCCGGUGAAGAAGGAGGCAGCUUGGGUGGGCGAUGAACGACAUCAAGCCGCGGAUGAGGCGCCCAGCGAGAGCGAGCAGGACGAGGACGAAGAGGAGGCAAAAGACAGCGGUGUAGCAGACGUCCAACCCAAGCGCAAAGUCAAGCCCAGGCCGACGCUGCCUCCCAAAGAAGAGAUCAGGCAGGCAAAGGAGGAGCUGGCGCGCAUAGCUGGACUGGUCAGUGAGAGUCCGGAGGAGCAUGUUGGCCAACUAGGCGCUUUGGCGGAACUCUCAGAAUCCGAGAACAUCACAGUGAAGAAGCUGGCCUUGGGUACGCAGUUGGCCGUCUACAAGGACAUCGUGCCUGGCUACCGCAUCCGGCCGCUCUCCAAGGACGACCUGCAGGCUAAACUAUCCAAGGACGUGCGAAAGCUACGGAACUUCGAACAGGGCUUGCUUGGUGGCUACAAGGACUAUGUGCACAUGCUCGACCGGCUGGCCAAGAACGACAAGGGCUCAACCGACCCAAGUUUGGUGUCUGUUGCCAUAUCCUGCGUGCGUGCUCUGCUGGCCAACGUGGCUCACUUCAACUGCCGGAAUGAGCUCAUUGGUAUCCUGGUACGAAAGCUCUCCGGCCGAACGGUGGACGCAGAUUUUGUCAAGUGUCGGGAAGCGAUGGAGCAGCUAUUCCGUGACGAUGAUGAGGGCCAUGCGUCGCUUGAGGCCGUCAAGCAGCUUACGAUAAUGAUGAAGGAGAAGAACUACCGGACCGAUGAGGCUGUGCUGAACACAUUCCUGCAUCUACGACUGCUGAGUGAGUUCGCGCACAAGGCGUCCACGAACAAGGUGGAUAAGGAUGAGGACGAGGAUGACUCGAAGGGCAAGAAGCAGAAAAGGCCGAAAAAGGAGUUCCGGACAAAGCGAGAGCGCAAGGUCAUGAAGGAGCGGAAGGAGGUCGAGAAGGAGAUGAAGGAGGCGGAUGCUACUGUCAGCUACGAAGAGCGAGACAAGAACCAAGCAGAAACACUGAAGCUGGUUUUCGUGGCUUAUUUUCGCAUCUUGAAAGCACGGAAGCAGCAUCUGAUGGGCGCUGUGCUCGAAGGUUUAGCCAAGUAUGCCCAUCUCAUCAACCAGGACUUCUUCGGCGACAUCCUCGAAGCUCUUAAAGACCUCAUCAAUGACGCCGAAAACAAUGAGACGUCAGUUGAAGACGACGAUACCCCCACGAACAGGAACAUCUCCCGCGAAUCCCUCCUCUGCAUCAUCACCGCCUUUGCUCUCCUCCAGGGCCAGACCGACGUUGUCAAGAGCGCCAACACCCUCCACCUUGAUCUCAACUUCUUCAUCACUCACCUCUACCGCAAUCUCCUGCCGCUUUCUAUGGACUCGGACGUCGAGCUGAGCUCGAAGCCUUCCCAUCUUGAAGAUCCCAACGGCCUCCCUGUCCCCACCACAACAUCCAAGGACACCCGCGUCAAUGUAUCCACCACCACUGUCCUCCUGCUCCGAUCCUUGCAGUCUGCGCUGCUUCCUGCGAACGCCACCACACGGUCUGUUCCCCCAACCCGCGUCGCGGCGUUCGUCAAGCAACUGCAUACUGCUGCUCUACAUCUUCCACAGAAAUCUGCGGUCGCAGUCAUGGGGCUCUUGAAUCAGGUUGCGAAGAUACAUGGCAAGAAAAUCGCAGCCCUGUGGUUUACCGAGGAGCGAAAGGGAGAUGGCGUGUUCGAUGCGUUGGGUCCAGAGGUGGAAGCGAGUAAUCCUUUCGCUGGCACUGUCUGGGAAGGAGAGCUGCUGAAGUUGCAUUUCGACCCGAGAGUGAGGGAAGGGGUGAAAGGGGUCGAGGGACAUAUCGUGGAGGCGAGAUGA